AUGAAGGUCACCAUCACCCCUGCGCUCAUUCUCGCGCUCUCGACCCUGGCCGUCACGGCCCCGGUUGAGAAAGAAGUGAGAAACUUGGAGGCUCGCGAUCUCCAGGUCGAAGCCCGCCAUCUCCAGAAGUUCCCGGUCGUCGAAUUCAAGGACAAGUACGCACACAACAAGGACGACGACAAGAAGGACUGGGAUGAUGGCAAGUUCGACGUCAAGGACGCCAAGGGCCACAAGGGCUAUGACCCCAAAGUCCCUUUUGUUUCCUCCGGCUUCGACGUCAAGAAGGACGACAAGAAGGAUGACAAGAAGGAUGACAAGAAGGAUGACAAGAAGGACGACAAGAAGGACGACAAGUACGAUGACGGCAAGUACGAUGACGGCAAGUACGAUGACGGCAAGUACGAUGACGGCAAGUACGAUGACGGCAAGUACGAUGACGGCAAGUACGAUGACGACAAGUACGACGACGACAAGUACGACGACGACAAGUACGACGACGACAAGUACGAUGACGACAAGUACGACGACGACAAGUACGACGACGGAAAGGGCAUCAAGUAUGGCCUUCAUGCUCGAGGCGACGGCGGCCUCAUCGGCGAUAUAGGCGUUGGUCUUGGAGUCGGCAUCGGCGGAGACGGCAAGGGAAUUGGAAUCGACAAGGGUGGCAAGGGCCAUGGCCAUGACGACUUUGGUCACGGCUUUGGCGGCGGCCACGGUCAUGGCGGCGGCCACGGCUAUGGCGGCGGCUACGGCCAUGGGAAGGGUGGAUUCCAUGACGGCGGAUACUAUGAUGGCGGAUUUGGUGGUAGUAAGGGCUUUGGCUUCCACAACAAGGGCUUCGGAGGCGGCAAGGGCUUCGGAGGCGGCAAGGGCUUCGGUGAAUUCGGUGGAUAUGGAAAGGGUGAAUUCGGUGGAUAUGGAAAGGGCGAAUUCGGUGGAUUUGGCCACGGCGGCUAUGGCGGCCACGGUGGCUAUGGCGGCCACGGUGGCUAUGGUGGUCACGGUGGCUAUGGUGGUCACGGCGGGUACGGUGGUCACGGCGGCUAUGGUGGAGGCUUCGGCGGCGGCUAUGAAAAGGGCGGAUUUGAGAAGGGCGGAUUUGAAAAGGGUGGCUAUGAGAAGGGCGGUUACGAAAAGGGCGGAAAGGGCUAUGGCGGCUACGGAGAUGGCAAGUGGUAG
This is a messenger RNA of Aspergillus mulundensis, 1179 nucleotides long. RefSeq lists its product as uncharacterized. The coding region runs from base 1 to 1179 and encodes 392 amino acids. The record is from RefSeq and is a predicted model, not a curated record. NCBI's taxonomy places the organism in Eukaryota, Fungi, Ascomycota, Eurotiomycetes, Eurotiales, Aspergillaceae. The transcript is spliced from 2 exons.